Molecule: messenger RNA, 2279 nt
Organism: Camellia sinensis
Lineage: Eukaryota; Viridiplantae; Streptophyta; Magnoliopsida; Ericales; Theaceae
Product: WAT1-related protein At4g08290
Cellular component (GO): membrane
Molecular function (GO): transmembrane transporter activity
Source: RefSeq, a predicted model, not a curated record
AGAAGUAAGGGUUGAACAGCUUCUCAGAAUCAACUUUUUUGACUUAAAAUAAGUUGUUAGAAUAAAAAACUGUUUGAAAUAAGUUUAACCAAACAGUUCAAAAUAGCUUUUCAAAAGCCAGAAGUUAUAAGUUGACUCAAAAAAAUCCAAACAAAUGUCCCAAUGUGCGCCAUUAGUGGAGUUUCUAAAAAUACAAUUUGAAAUUUUCUCUUUUAAACAAACUUUGGGCUUGUUUGGUUUGUUUAGUGGAAUUUCUAAAAUUACAAUUUGAAAUUUUUUUUUUAAACAAACUUGUGUUUGGUUCUAUAAAAAAUAUUUUCCACAUUUUCUUGUGUUUGGUACAACGAAAAAUGAAUGUCAAUAAAAAAAAAUUCACAUUUGACAAAAAGAAAUGUUUUCUCAAAUAAGUUAUUGGUACAAAACAAUUUCUCUAAAAAAAGAAAAAGAAAAAGAGGUAGAUUACCACCGGAGGACGUUGUCCGGAUCCGGCAGGUCUAUUUCCACAAUCCGAACAAAUUUUUUUUGCCGGAUACUUUGCAUUAUAUUAUUCAUACACAAAAUUUAGUCGAUUUGAUAAUCGUAACCUAUUCAAUUUAUCACGUUUAUUAUAAAAACAAAUUAAUGGUUUAUUUUUAAAAAUACAAUUAUCAUUUUUUUUUUUGACAAACACAAUAAAUUAAAUAUUACAAAUAUCGGAUUAAUUUUUUGUAAAUAAUACAUACGAAGUGUUAAAUAAAAUAAACGAUUUGAAUAAUUGAAACAAAAUUCACAAUGAACCCCACUCCACUAAAUCCGAAUAGCGCCCUCCAAUCUCCACAUCUAAGAAAAAAAUUUCCACCGAAAUAAACUGAAUAAAAGAAUCAAAAUCAUGAAAAGUGAAAAAACUGAUGACGAGGUAAGCAUUUCCUGAAAUAACCACAGAUUUUAGUGUUUUCCAAUGGGGGACGCUGCUGAUUCAAAUAUCAUGAAAGGAGUUUUAAAUCUUAGAUUCUUGUUUUUCUUGUGUAUAUAAGUAGGCCGUAUUGCUCAUUGGUCUUUCACUGGAAACAAGUAAGCAGAGAGAGAGAGAGAGAGAGAGACAGAAAUGGGUGAGGAAACAGAGACAACAGGUGGGAAGAGGUUAGAGGGAGUGUGGAAAAAGGGAAAACCAUAUGUGAUGAUGGUAGGAUUGCAGUGUGGGGCAGCUGGGAUGCUCAUCAUUACUGACGCAACACUGAAACAAGGAAUGAGCCGUUACGUACUCAUUGUGUACCGCAAUGCCUUCGCUGCUAUCACCCUCGCUCCUUUUGCCUUCUUUUUUGAAAGGAAAAUAAGGCCAAAGAUGACAAUUUCAAUCUUCUGGAAGAUAAUGGUCCUCGCUAUUCUAGAAUUAGAGAGAGUAAAGAUCAAAGAAGUGAGAAGUCAAGCAAAGGUAAUAGGAACCAUAGUAACAUUUGGAGGAGCACUAGCAAUGACAUUGUACAAAGGCCCCAUCAUCAAUCUAUUUUGGUUCCCCAAAACCUGCCAUAUUGUACUCUCCAAUGACGACUCUGAUAAACACUGGCUCUCUGGAACUCUUUGCCUCCUUGUUGGCUGUGUUGCUUGGUCUUGUUUCUUCAUUUUGCAAUCGAUAACAGUGAAGAAAUACCCAGCAGAGCUGUCUUUGGCAUUUUGGAUAUGUUUGAUGGGCGCAGUACUGAGCGCGGCGUUGACCCUCGUGGCAGAACGUCAUCCUGGUGUUUGGGCAAUUGGCUGGGACUCUAGACUCCUUGCUCCUAUUUAUUCGGGAGUGAUUAGCUCCGGAAUCACAUAUUACGUUCAAGGGCUUGUGAUGAAGACAAGAGGACCGGUGUUCGUUACUGUUUUCAACCCUCUUUGCAUGAUCAUUGUCGCAGUACUGGGUUCUAUCAUUUUAGCCGAAAAACUUCACCUUGGAAGCAUAAUUGGAGCCAUCAUCAUCACGGUCGGCCUAUACGCGGUCGUUUGGGGUAAAAGCAAGGAUCAUGUUGCUCCCACACUAUUGACCGACGACAAGGAAGAUGUCGGAGAACUGCCAAUUUCCACCACCACCGGAGUUGCUAAACUGGCUGCCGGAGGAAAAAACAACCACAAACUCGCUGGAGACUUGGAUGAUCAAGCAAAGUUGUCUGUAAUACGUACAAGCGGCUAAUUUUUCUUAAUUUGCACCUUUUAAACACUAGUUUGAAGCUAGUAAGGUUUAAAUUUGAAUCUAAUGUUUGUUUCAUUGAAUUGAAUUAUAUAAUGCUUGUAGUAUCUAGAUUAUCAAUUUUUAGGUUGUG